AUGGACCACCGCUACGAAGACACCGAUGGAAACUUUUGUUGUGAUCGAUUUGAGUUUUUUCAUUUCACGGGCGUGCAGUCGCUGAAGCAGGUGUUUGACGCUAUCAAGUACUUUAUGCUGAAUAUGGAAAUUACGAUUUCCGAAGCUUUGGGACACACGACUGUUCGUGAAGACUACGACACGAUGGACGACAGCACUUCGAUUUGGAACUACCGGUUAGUAUCGACUGACACGUAUGGGAUCACGUCGGAGGUGAACAAGGUCGUGCUAACGGAAUAUCUCGAAGAGUCGGCACUGAUGGGUGGGAGACCUUGUGCGGUGAUGGUCACGGACAGCGUGGAUGUUGAUGAUCUGUACCCAUACGAGUCUCAAAAGCGAGUGCGAAUCGAUAUUAGUGCCACCACUGUGCUCACCCAAAUGACGUGUACAUCGCCCAAGUCAACAGAGGGCGAGCAGGAAAUUAGGAACGGGGUCGACAAGGAUGCUCCAAGAGCUGGCAGCAGGGACGAUGUCGUGGUUGUUAUGCAGCGUGCCGCCUUUAUGAAGAUGCACAGACCUGCGUUUGAGAUUCCAAGAAAUGCCAUGCGCUCGCUGAAGGAAGGUAUCGCGAGCUGGGGUGAGGUUGAAGUUCAGUCUAUCCGGGAAGCUGUCAAUGGUUAG
Molecule: messenger RNA, 660 nt
Organism: Hyaloperonospora brassicae
Lineage: Eukaryota; Oomycota; Peronosporomycetes; Peronosporales; Peronosporaceae
Source: the annotation of a GenBank genome assembly